AUGGAAGACAUACCGAACGAAGACUUCUGCCUCCCUUGCCUUGAACGUUCUGACCGCCUCUGGCAUGGAGGCGAACCAUUCCGAGUUUACUGUGACCAUACCGCUGCUUGCCAGCCAUUUCCUGCUAGUCUCGAAGGCACUCGCCUGGAAUACCUCGCCCUUAUCACUACCAUAGACCGGAACUUCAAAUAUUCGGCUAUGAACCCUGAUUCGUACAACGCGAAGAUAACUGAGGCGACCCACAACCUCAAUGCUGAAUUCACUAAGGCUGUCGGAGUCCACCAGCGCCGGUACUUCGAUGACCAGGCUGGGCUUGAAUCCUUCUGUGCGUCCCGUAGAGCAUCUAUCGACCCUGAAAAGCCUAUCUCUGAGAAAGGAAUACCUGGAGCCUUAUAUGCCAAAGCUACCACAAAGCCGCGCCUACAGUGGGGUGAUCAUGGCUGGUAUAUCUGGCAGGCGGCCAUGAAGGACUUUAAUCGCACUAUGAUGAAGCUGAUUGACGAGUAUGAUGAGUCCGAUUACGUUUAUGGCGAUGAGACCUGCUUGCAAGCCUGGAUCCGAAAGUUCCCCUUGCCUCUGAAGAAUUGA
Molecule: messenger RNA, 588 nt
Organism: Penicillium diatomitis
Lineage: Eukaryota; Fungi; Ascomycota; Eurotiomycetes; Eurotiales; Aspergillaceae
Exons: 1
Coding region: 1-588 (195 amino acids)
Source: RefSeq, a predicted model, not a curated record